This is a messenger RNA of Penicillium angulare, 612 nucleotides long. Its product is annotated as anthrone oxygenase family protein. The record is from RefSeq and is a predicted model, not a curated record. The transcript is spliced from 2 exons. Lineage: Eukaryota; Fungi; Ascomycota; Eurotiomycetes; Eurotiales; Aspergillaceae. The coding region runs from base 1 to 612 and encodes 203 amino acids.
AUGGGUACGGAUAUCAUCGUGGCUCAAAUGAUCGGCACGCUGGGCUGCGGCAUUACAGCAGGUGGAAUCAUGACUUUAUCAACAAUAAGCAUUCCCAGCCUAGUCCUUCCAGCGCGCCAACCCACCUCCGCCACUAUCCCUUCCCACGAACCCGGAACACCGAUCCCCCAUUUAACCCACCAAUGGCUUGACCUCUAUGAGCGUGGAAAGAAUACUUUCCCGCUAAUAGGUCUAGGCGCGUCGAUUGCAAAUGGAUACCUUGCCUGGGUAUUGAGAGAUACCCCUGCGCCCGAUUCUGCGCUGAUGGGAUAUGGUUGGAUGGGCUGUUACGUCACAGCCAUCGCGUCGACGAUGGGGUUGGGUGUUUGGACGCUCACGGCGAUGAAUGAGACGAAUACGAAAUUGACAGCCAUCGCAACUCGGGAUGAUGCUGCUGUUGCGGAAGGGACGAAUGAAAUGGUCGUGGGUGAACAGGAGAAGGUUAAGCGGGCGAAGGAAGAGUCUGAAGUGCCUGCUUUGCUAAAGAAAUGGGCGGAGCUGAAUCUGUGUCGAGCGGUAUUUCCUUUCGCGGGCGCAGUGAUUGGUUUCUAUGGGGUUGUGUUGUUGAAGUGA